UAACAAAGGGGGAGGGGCGGUGUUUUAGUUUCAGAAGGAAACGGACGGUGCGGAUAAAGCAACACUCUCUCCGAAUCUCUCAUCCCAGUCGUCUCCUAUCUCCUCUCUUCUCCAGCGUCCGAUCUUCCUUGUUUCAGGAAAAAAAAAAAGGAAAAAGAAGUCGCUCCCAGCGCGCCAAAUACAAAUACGAGGAAGAGGAGAAUGGCGGAGGGACCGGCGAGCCCUGGCGGUGGGAGCCACGACAGCGGGGGAGGCGAUCAGAGCCCUCGAUCCAAUGUCCGAGAGCAGGACCGAUUCCUGCCGAUCGCCAACAUCAGCCGCAUCAUGAAGAAGGCUGUUCCCGAUAACGGGAAGAUCUCCAAGGACGCCAAGGAGACCGUUCAGGAGUGCGUGUCCGAGUUCAUCAGUUUCAUUACCAGCGAGGCGAGCGAUAAGUGCCAGAGAGAGAAGAGGAAGACAAUUAAUGGUGAUGAUUUGCUCUGGGCGAUGGCCACCUUGGGUUUUGAAGAGUACAUCGAGCCGCUGAAGGUGUACUUGCAGAAGUUCAGAGAGCUGGAGGGUGAUACUAAAGGACCUGCCAAGGCUGGCGAUGGAUCUGGCAAAAAGGAUGUGCUUGCAGUUCAGCCUGGCCCUAGCAACCAGAUUGCUCAUCAGGGUUCUUUUACACAAGGAAUGAGCUAUAUGCAUUCUCAGUCACAGGCACAGCAUUUUAUGGUUCCCAUGCAGGGAACUGAUUAGCUUGGUGCCCUCUCAGGGCACUUUCUGUCAUAGAAAUCCAUGGCAGAUCUGGCAUCAGCACCUUUUAUAUCAAAGGGACUUUCUUAUGACCUCGUUGCUUUCAUCACUGGAGAGCAAAUUCUUCAUCUGUUUUUUUUUUUGCCCCCUUUUUUUAGGUUUGUAUAUCUCUCUUCCUUUAUGCAAGAAUCCUUUGAAGUGGCUUGGAAAACCAUGGAUCACAUUUAUAGCUUUGUUAUUUCUGCCCUCCAUGUAUAACAUACCAGACCGGUGUGAUUUACUUUUUCCAUUUUAUGAAGCUGACUAUAGAAUGAUGAAUUGAAUGCAAUAUAGGUUCUUCAAAUACAAGGUUGAAAUUCUCUUGAA
Molecule: messenger RNA, 1101 nt
Organism: Magnolia sinica
Lineage: Eukaryota; Viridiplantae; Streptophyta; Magnoliopsida; Magnoliales; Magnoliaceae
Product: nuclear transcription factor Y subunit B-like
Exons: 7
Coding region: 202-738 (178 amino acids)
Biological process (GO): regulation of transcription by RNA polymerase II
Cellular component (GO): CCAAT-binding factor complex; nucleus
Molecular function (GO): DNA-binding transcription activator activity, RNA polymerase II-specific; RNA polymerase II cis-regulatory region sequence-specific DNA binding; protein heterodimerization activity
Source: RefSeq, a predicted model, not a curated record